Molecule: messenger RNA, 1853 nt
Organism: Theobroma cacao (cacao)
Lineage: Eukaryota; Viridiplantae; Streptophyta; Magnoliopsida; Malvales; Malvaceae
Product: uridine/cytidine kinase UKL1, chloroplastic
Molecular function (GO): kinase activity; ATP binding
Source: RefSeq, a predicted model, not a curated record
UGCUUCAACUGUUGAGUUGAAGUUUCAAGGUUUUUUUUCUUCUUUUUAUUUUUUUUUCGAUUUUUUCGAAUUCGAAUUUUUAUUUUUAAAGAUGCCGGAAGAGACGACGUCCAUAGAUUACGUCAUGGAGAAGGCAUCGGGGCCACACUUCUCCGGCCUCCGCAAUCCGACCGCCUCGUCCGCCUCCUCCUCCGCCUUCGCAGACGCCAACGCUCCUCGUCAGCCCUUCGUCAUCGGGGUUUCUGGAGGUACAGCUUCUGGUAAAACGACAGUCUGUGACAUGAUCAUCCAACAGCUUCACGAUCACCGCGUUGUUCUUGUCAAUCAGGAUUCAUUUUACCGCGGCUUGACUACUGAAGAGCUGAAACGCGUGCACGAGUAUAAUUUUGAUCAUCCCGAUGCUUUUGAUACUGAGCAGCUUCUGGAUUGUAUUCAGAAGCUUAAAAGUGGGCACUCUGUUCAGGUCCCAAUCUAUGAUUUUAAGCAUCAUCGUCGAUCUUCAGAUAGUUUUCGACAGGUGAAUGCUUCUGAUGUCAUUAUUUUGGAAGGAAUUCUUGUUUUCCAUGAUCAGCGUGUCAGGAACCUUAUGAAUCUGAAGAUUUUUGUUGACACAGAUGCUGAUGUGAGGCUUGCUCGUAGAAUAAGACGAGAUACAGUUGAGAGGGGAAGGGAUGUAAACUCUGUUCUUGAACAAUAUGCCAAGUUUGUCAAGCCUGCAUUUGAUGAUUUUGUUCUGCCAUCAAAGAAGUAUGCUGAUGUCAUCAUCCCCCGUGGAGGUGAUAAUCAUGUUGCCAUUGAUUUGAUUGUGCAACAUAUCCACACUAAGCUUGGUCAGCAUGAUCUAUGCAAAAUUUAUCCUAAUGUGUAUGUAAUUCAGUCAACAUUUCAGAUUAGAGGAAUGCAUACUCUGAUUCGAGACCGGGAGAUUUCUAAGCAUGAUUUUGUCUUCUAUUCAGAUCGUCUUAUUCGUCUGGUGGUGGAGCAUGGUCUUGGGCAUUUGCCGUUCACUGAGAAGCAAGUAGUAACUCCUACAGCAUCAGUAUAUACUGGGGUUGAUUUUUGCAAAAAGUUGUGUGGCGUUUCCAUUGUUCGAAGUGGUGAAAGCAUGGAAAAUGCAUUACGUGCAUGUUGCAAAGGAAUUAAAAUUGGAAAAAUUCUGAUUCACCGUGAUGGGGAUAAUGGGAAACAGUUAAUAUAUGAGAAACUUCCCAAGGACAUUUCAGAACGGCAUGUCCUGCUUCUGGAUCCAGUUCUUGCUACAGGGAACUCUGCUAACCACGCCAUUGAACUACUCAUACAGAAGGGAGUUCCAGAAUCUCACAUCAUAUUCCUAAACCUCAUCUCUGCACCUGAAGGAAUCCAUUGUGUUUGCAAACGUUUUCCAUCCUUGAAAAUUGUCACUUCAGAAAUUGAUGUUGCAUUAAAUGAGGAGUUCCGUGUCAUACCUGGCAUGGGUGAGUUUGGUGAUCGUUACUUUGGCACUGAUGACUGAUCCACCAUGGUUGACAGGUAGCAAUUGUAACCAGUAUCAGAUGGACCAGUUGCUUGAAUAAGUAAUAUUCCGAAAUACAUAUGUGUGAUCAGCUUAACCAUUAUAUAGAAGCUACCGGCUAGGCUCAUUGGACUUCAUCAACAUUAUUGUGACAAAAGUCGAGAGAUGAUUCCGGUAUCAUUUAUUUUUGUUUCAUGUUGCCUUAAUUGCUCCAUGCAUGAGCAUGAUGAGCUUGCGGAUGGAAAAAAAUACUUGAACAGCGUGAAGUCAUUGGUGUUUGGUAAACGCCAUAAAAACAUAAUGAAUACCAAAGUAUAUGCAGUUGAUUUAAGACAUUUCCAGCUAAUUGUUGUUCUUUCAA